Molecule: messenger RNA, 966 nt
Organism: Coccinella septempunctata (seven-spotted ladybird)
Lineage: Eukaryota; Metazoa; Arthropoda; Insecta; Coleoptera; Coccinellidae
Exons: 1
Coding region: 1-966 (321 amino acids)
Biological process (GO): DNA integration
Molecular function (GO): nucleic acid binding
Source: RefSeq, a predicted model, not a curated record
AUGGCUCCCCUACCGGAAAUGCGCUUAGAGCCUAAACUACCAUUCCAAGUGACAGGAGUUGAUUACGCAGGUCCCAUGAGCAUUAAGAGUAAGUCAGGUCGCGGUUUUCAGAUGAGCAAAGCAUACGUUUGUCUCUUCGUUUGUGCGAUUACCAAAGCAAUUCACAUCGAGCUUGUAACUGACUCAACUAAAGAGUCUUUCUUAUUAGCUCUCAAACGAUUUGUGUCACGAAGGGGAAGACCUUCAGUAAUAUGCAGCGACAAUGGAACAAACUUUAAGGCAGCUAGCCAGGAUCUCAUUGAACUAGGCAAAUUUAUUUCAAAUAAUAAAGAUGAGCUAGAAGAAUUCUUUAAUCGUAAUGAAUUUAAUUGGAAAUUCAUACCCCCAUAUUCUCCCCAUUUUGGUGGCCUAUGGGAGGCAGGAGUGAAGAGAAUGAAAUAUCAUUUGCGCAGCGUAACUAGGAAUUUAAUAUUGACAUUCGAACAGUUAGAUACUUUACUUAUUGAAAUAGAAGCCAUCUUAAACUCCCGACCAUUAUCCCCAUUAUCCGAUUCAUCCCAUGACCUUCUUCCUCUAAAACCUCAGCACUUCUUAAUCGGACGAUCAUCAGCUUAUUUCCAAGAGCCAGAUUUAUCACAUUUGUCAGUUAACAGAAUGUCGCUUUUCCAACACCUUACUCAAGUAAAACAGCACAUUUGGAGGAGGUGGUCCAAAGAGUACGUCAGCGAGCUUCAGCAACGUACAAAAUGGAAAUCCAAUCACGAAGCCCUGAAGGUCAAUUCUCUGGUCUUAUUGAAGGAAGAUAAUACCCCAGUCAUGCAAUGGAAGCUGGGAAGAAUAGAAGCUAUCCACACCGGAGCUGAUGGAGUUCCAAGAGUGGCAUCCAUCAGAACACAGAACGGAACGGUCAAGAGGACAUUCCCCCGAAUAUGCCCCUUGCCAUUUGAUCGAGACGAAAGUCAUUGA